AACAUCGACAACUCGGUUCUCAGCGGCAAACAGUCAAAAUGCCUUUCCACAAGCUCGUCAAGAACAGCGCUUACUACAGCCGCUACCAGACCAAGUACCGCCGUCGCAGAGAGGGCAAGACUGAUUACUAUGCCCGUAAGCGCCUGAUCACCCAGGCCAAGAACAAGUACAACGCGCCCAAGUACCGCCUCGUUGUCCGCUUCACCAACCGCGACAUCAUCACCCAGAUCGUCUACUCUGAGCUCUCCGGUGACAAGGUCUUCGCCAGCGCCUACUCCCACGAGCUCAAGCGCUAUGGCAUCACCAACGGUCUGACCAACUGGGCUGCCGCUUACGCCACCGGUCUCCUCCUUGCCCGCCGUACCCUCAAGAAGCUGGGCAUUGACGAGCAGUUCACCGGUGUUGAGGAGGCUGACGGCGAGUACGCUCUCACCGAGGCCGUUGAGACCGACGAUGGUGAGCGCCGCCCCUUCAAGGCCUUCCUUGAUGUCGGUCUGGCCCGUACCUCCACUGGUGCCCGUGUCUUCGGUGCCAUGAAGGGUGCCUCCGACGGUGGUAUCCUCAUCCCCCACUCCGAGAACCGCUUCCCCGGCUUCGACAUUGAGACCGAGGAGCUCGAUGCCGAGACUCUCCGCACCUACAUCUUCGGUGGCCACGUCGCUGAGUACAUGGAGGGUCUUGCCGACGACGACGAGGAGCGUUACCGCGGCCAGUUCCACAAGUACCUUGAGAACGAGGUCGAGGCUGGUGACAUCGAGGACCUCUACACUGAGGCCCACAAGGCCAUCCGCGAGGACCCCUUCAAGAAGGAUGAGGAUGAGGGCUCCAAGAAGACCAAGGAGGAGUACAAGGCUGAGAGCAAGAAGUUCCAGAAGAAGAAGCUGUCCCACGCUGAGCGCAAGGCUCGCGUUGAGCAGAAGAUCCGUGAGCUUGCUGCUUAA
Molecule: messenger RNA, 941 nt
Organism: Aspergillus nomiae NRRL 13137
Lineage: Eukaryota; Fungi; Ascomycota; Eurotiomycetes; Eurotiales; Aspergillaceae
Product: 60S ribosomal protein uL18
Exons: 3
Coding region: 39-941 (300 amino acids)
Biological process (GO): ribosomal large subunit assembly; translation
Cellular component (GO): cytosolic large ribosomal subunit; ribosome
Molecular function (GO): 5S rRNA binding; structural constituent of ribosome
Source: RefSeq, a predicted model, not a curated record